AUGGAAAACGAGGGAAUUAAGGGAAGAGUUGCAACGACGACAUACGAGUACGAGGAUUUGUUACUGGUGAUGGCCGAGAAGCUGGACACGGAUGCUUUUGUGUCCGAAUUAUGUCAAGGGUUUCAUCUUCUAGCUGAUCAGAACGCAGGGCUGAUAAGGCCCGAGAGUCUAAGGAUUAACGCUGCUGCACUUUUAGGUAUGGAAGGGAUGAGCAAAGAUGAAGCACAAGCUAUGGUCAGAGAAGGUGAUCUUGAUGGAGAUGGAACACUCAACCAGACCGAGUUUUGCAUCCCGAUGGUGAGGCUUAGCCCCAGAAUGAUGAACGACGCUGGGUCGUGGCUCGAGAAAGCUAUCGUUCAAGAGCUAAACAAAUCCUCAGCUUGAUCUUUUUCUUCUUUUUUUUUUUUGAAGGUAUGCUUGUAUGAAAUUGGAGCACUAUAUUCAUGUUGUUGUA
Hibiscus syriacus is the source of this 454-nucleotide messenger RNA. RefSeq names its product calcium-binding protein KIC-like. Gene Ontology annotation, molecular function: calcium ion binding. Bases 1 to 384 code for a protein of 127 amino acids. The record is from RefSeq and is a predicted model, not a curated record. NCBI's taxonomy places the organism in Eukaryota, Viridiplantae, Streptophyta, Magnoliopsida, Malvales, Malvaceae. The transcript has a single exon.